AUGCAGGCAUUCCUAAAACGAGGGCUAUCCUCGCUCUCAUUAUCCGCUUCCUCUUCCCAAUCAAACUUGACCACAUCGACUGAUAACCAAGUUAAUGAUAUUCCGGGCGAAACCGACAACUCGGAUAUUGAUGACAGGACAGCCGAACAGCCGGUAGUAUUUACCACCGCCAGUGAAGAUGUUCUCUUCCCCAAAGUUCGGCCGGAGCUAGAUGGAGAGGACUGCAAUAGAGAUUGUGCAAGUUGUACAAUUCGAUAUCCAGCAAAAUUUAUUGUUGAUCUGGAAGAUAAGGUGUACGGGAACGUCACAGGAUGGGCAACCCACGUCCUUAUUGCGACGGGGAAAACAGAUUGGGUCCGAGAUAUUGCGGAUGAGAAAGGCAGUGUCAUGGAAGCUGUUGAUAAGUGUGGGGUGAAACCUGGAAAUGGAACACUCAAGCUAUCAGCUUCGAAUAUACCAGUACCGGAUGAAUACCAUAUGCAUCCUGAAGGGGAGCAGCCGACGACAGCCUUGAUAUUGCCUGCGUUCACUAUAGUGGAGAACGUCACACCCGCGCUUGCACCCGAUUUGAUUCACCAUUUCGUCAAUAAGUCGGCCACAACAACCACACCGCUAAAUCAAGCAUCCCUGCCUAUUUGCAAUCCAGCAGUAGAUACGGGACCAAUCGAAGGUGCGGAAUCUGAAACCCAGGAAUCAUCUGUCAGCAACGGUAAUGUCGGAAAGGAUGAUGCAGUGACCGAAAUUCCCACACCUCUCCGUUCUCGGUCUUGUCCGCAUGCCGCAGUGAUACUGCUAUGCUCACAGCGUACCCGCGAUGCACGAUGCGGGCAAUCUGCUCCACUCUUGCGACGUGAGUUUGAGCGUCACCUUCGCCCGCUGGGCUUAUAUCGGGAUCUUGACGAUGAAAGACCAGGUGGGGUAGGCAUAUAUUUCAUCUCGCAUGUGGGAGGACACAAAUAUUCCGCCAACGUGAUGGUUUAUCGGAGAAGAGACUUUGAAUGGUAUAAAAAGGAGGCGCAGAAGGAAGGCCAAGGGGAUCAUGAAGAUCGCGGGAGUGAGGGUGAGGGCGCCGCCCAGGGGAUAUGGCUUGCCAGAGUUCGUCCGGAAGAUUGCGAAGGUAUUGUCAAAUAUACUGUGCUGAAGGGCAAGGUGGUCAAGCCCGAUACACAGCUGAGAGGAGGUUUUGAUCGGGAAAGGGGCCUGAUUAGCUGGUGA
This is a messenger RNA of Microsporum canis CBS 113480, 1215 nucleotides long. RefSeq names its product sucrase/ferredoxin domain-containing protein. Lineage: Eukaryota; Fungi; Ascomycota; Eurotiomycetes; Onygenales; Arthrodermataceae. The record is from RefSeq and is a predicted model, not a curated record. Bases 1 to 1215 code for a protein of 404 amino acids. The transcript has 2 exons.